Macadamia integrifolia is the source of this 885-nucleotide messenger RNA. Its product is annotated as geraniol 8-hydroxylase-like. The transcript has 2 exons. Lineage: Eukaryota; Viridiplantae; Streptophyta; Magnoliopsida; Proteales; Proteaceae. The record is from RefSeq and is a predicted model, not a curated record. The coding region runs from base 1 to 885 and encodes 294 amino acids. Gene Ontology annotation, molecular function: iron ion binding; oxidoreductase activity, acting on paired donors, with incorporation or reduction of molecular oxygen; monooxygenase activity.
AUGGUGAGACAACUCUAUUUCAAGGCUGACUCACCAAUUGACAUUGGGGAGCAGAUGUUCGUCACUACAUUUAAAAUCAUAACCAGCAUGUUGUGGGGUGACGCACUUGAAGGAGAGACGGGGCGGUUCACCACUGUCGAGGUUAGCCAGGUAAUGGACAGUGCUGUGAUGCUUUUUGGUGAGCCCAAUAUUUUUGAUCUUUUUCCGGCAUUGGCAUGGCUUGAUAUCCAAGGUAUCGGGCUGCGAAUGAAAAAGAAGGAAGUGAUGACAACAGGGAGUAGAUCAACAUCGAGCACAGUGGAGUGGGCAAUGGUUGAACUAUUGAAACGCCCAGAUAUGAUGAUGAAAGCUCAAGGAGAGAUGGAAGAGGUAGUAGGGUUAAACAAUACAGCGGAAGAGUCUCGUUUGCCUAAGUUGCAUUACUUGUGUAGAGUGGUGAAGGAAGUCCGUCUGCACCCACCUGCUCCUUUCUUGAUUCCUCGAUGCCCUUGUGCAUCUUGCACCAUAGGUGGAUUUAUGGUUCCAAAGGGUCCCAAAGUUAUAGUGAAUGCAUGGGCUAUACAGAGGGAUCCUAUUGCUUGGAUUAACCCCUUGGAGUUCCAACCAGAGAGGUUCUUGAGAUCGGUUGAUGAUGAAUAUGAAUUUAGUGGCAAAGACUAUCGACAUAUUCCAUUUGGAUCAGGAAGAAGGGUAUGUGUAGGAAUCCCAAUGGCAGAGAGAAUGAUACCAUACCUAGUGGCAACAAUUUUGGAUUCAUUCAAGUGGCAAUUGCCAAAUGGUGUGGAGCUUGAUAUGUCUGACAAGUUUGGUUUGGAAUUGAAGAAGGCAACACCCCUUGUCGUGAUCUCGUCAUCUAAAUUAUCGGACUUCACACUUUAUAAUUAG